Molecule: messenger RNA, 594 nt
Organism: Candidula unifasciata
Lineage: Eukaryota; Metazoa; Mollusca; Gastropoda; Stylommatophora; Geomitridae
Source: the annotation of a GenBank genome assembly
AUGGAAGUCUCCUGUGUUCUUGCAGCUGCUUGUCUCCUCUUGUUUUGCGGCUCCAGUUGCAGUCGAAACGUGAUUUGUUUCUACACGAACUGGGCCCAGUACAGAAGUGGCUCAGCGAGUUUCACCGUGUCCAAAAUUGAUCCAACUCUAUGCACCCACAUCAACUUCGCCUUUGCUAAACUGGACGGGAACAAUAUUGCAGAAUACGAGUACAAUGACAAAGAAAUGUGGAAGCAACUCAACGACCUGAAACAGACAAAUCCAAGUCUGAAAACAUUCCUCUCUGUGGGCGGCGCCACACUCGGGCAUGGGCCCUUCUCAAACAUGGUAUUCACUAAGGAGAACAGAAUUGCCUUUAUCAACUCCGCCAUAGCUGUCUUACGCUCAUUUAGCUUCGAUGGUCUGGAUGUCGACUGGGAGUUUCCCACCGCUACAGACAAACAGAAUCUGAAACUUUUCACGCAGGAAGUAAGCGAGGCCUUUAAAAUGGAAGGACAGAAUACCAGCAGGUCGCCUCUGUUGUUGUCUUUUUGUGUGCCGGCCGGGCUAAGCACGAUCGACAGUGGAUACGAUGUCGGUGCAAUGAACAGGUGA